Molecule: messenger RNA, 3942 nt
Organism: Dryobates pubescens (Downy woodpecker)
Lineage: Eukaryota; Metazoa; Chordata; Aves; Piciformes; Picidae
Gene: GEN1
Product: GEN1 Holliday junction 5' flap endonuclease
Exons: 13
Coding region: 29-2875 (948 amino acids)
Biological process (GO): regulation of DNA-templated transcription
Cellular component (GO): nucleus
Molecular function (GO): DNA-binding transcription factor activity; four-way junction DNA binding; 5'-flap endonuclease activity
Source: RefSeq, a predicted model, not a curated record
UCAGACUGAUAAUAAAGAAGUUAGAACAAUGGGAGUGACUAAUCUGUGGCAAAUCCUGGAGCCUGUGAGACAACCUGUCAACUUGAGCAGUCUCAAGGGAAAAACACUUGCUGUUGAUUUAAGUCUAUGGGUUUGUGAAGCACAGACUGUUAAAAAAAUGAUGGGAGUAGUUACCAAGCCACAUCUGAGAAACCUAUUUUUUCGGUACUCUUUCUUAACGUCAAUGGGAAUUAAACUAGUAUUUGUCAUGGAAGGAGAAGCCCCAAAGCUGAAAGCAGGCACCAUAAGUAAGAGGAAUGAGAUGCGCUAUGGACCUUCAAAGAAAGUCGGAGCUGCAAGAACAGGGAGAUCAUUAUUUAAAGCCAUUUUAAAAGAGUGUCUCGAACUGCUGGAGUGUUUAGGGGUCCCUUGGGUUCAAGCAGCUGGGGAAGCAGAAGCAAUGUGUGCCUACCUAAAUGCAAAAGGACAUGUUGAUGGAUGCAUUACCAAUGAUGGAGAUGUCUUCUUAUAUGGUGCUCAAACAGUUUAUAGGAACUUUGCCAUGAAUGCUAAGGAUCCAUAUCUUGACUGUUACACAAUGUCAUCUAUUAAGGAGAAGCUUGGUUGUGACAGAGAGUCUCUGAUUGGGCUGGCCAUUCUUCUGGGUUGUGAUUAUAUUCCAAAGGGUGUUCCAGGAGUUGGGAAGGAACAGGCUUUAAAGUUAAUUGAGACUUUGCGAGGUGAAAACUUACUGGAAAGGUUUGAGCAAUGGAAAGAACAAUUUCAGUAUGAUAAUAAUCCACUUCUGGUUGUUAAAAGAGAAAUUCACUGUUCUGAGUGCCAUCAUCCGGGAUCAUACAAGGAACAUGAGCACAGUGGAUGUCAGUUCUGCAAAAGCUCUAGAUACUGCAAACCCAAUGACUCCAAACACUGCUGUCCUUGUGAAUGGCAUCGGUUAGAACGAGUGAAACAAGCAAAUGCAGUGGAGGACAAUAUCAGAAAAAAAGCUAAGAGUUGUGAGGGGUUUCCAUUCUCUCAGGUUAUCCAAGAAUUUCUUGUAAACAAGAAUAAAUUGAUGAACAUAAAGGAAUAUCAAAGGCCAAAUUUAUUGUCUUUUCAGAUAUUUGCAGCUGAGAAGAUGGAAUGGGCCAAACAUUAUGCUUGUAAGAAACUGUUAGGACUAUUGACACGAUAUGAUAUGAUCCAGAGAAAAUCUGGAUACACCAAUUCAAAACAACUGCAGGCAAUACGGAUAGUCAAGACACGUGUUAAAAAUGGAAUUCCUUGUUUUGAAGUCGAGUGGCAAAAACCAGAACAUUAUGUUGAUGCAGAAGAUCAGCCUGCAGAGUUGUUCGUAGUCACAAUAGAAGAGGAGUCUUUGUUUCAAGCUGCUUAUCCUGAUGUUGUUGCCCUUUAUCAAGUGGGAAAGUCAGAAGUUCUGAAUAAGAAACAGAAAAACAGGAAAGACAGACCGAAAGAAAAGGAAUCAUCAAAUGUUUAUGAUGAAGUUAGUGACCUUCUGUCUCAAAUUAAUUUAAAAUCUAGAUGUGGAAUUCUUCCUGGGCCAGACUCCAUGUCAGAUAUAAAACCUCCCCCAGAAGAUCAGGCAUGCCAGAGAAGUACUGAGUCAAAAGCGUUAGCUGAAGGUUCCCAUGUGAUAACUGCUCAAAUGGCAGCAUCAGCAACUGCUCUUCCUCUGACCGUAUCACCUUACUCACUCAUACACGACACAUGGACUGACUCGCCUGUAUUGCCAACACAAGUGACUAAAAAUUCAGAGGUGUCGUUGUAUUCCUCUGUAACAGCUGGUCUUCAGCUGAACAGUAUUGACUGGAAAGGAACCUUGUUCAGUGCUUUACCAGCCCGUGGGGGUGGUACCUGUGAUCCAACGGCUGACUUAACUGAAUGUUUAAAACACAGGGAUCCACUAGUUCAUGAAAUAGCAACAAGUAGCUCAGAAGAUUCUGAUGCUGUGCAGUCUGAUCAGCAUCACUCUGAUAGUGUAGUUGAUCUGGUUUCAGAUGAUGCAAUGGAACAUCUUCAGAAGUGGUCUUUAAGUGAGCGAAUACCUAAGAAGUCUUCUGUUCCAUCAAAGCCCUUGUUGUCUGAAGAUGUAGUGCAAGUGGAGACUUUGGAAUGUUUUAAACAAACAAAAGAAACAUUGAGUGCAGAUAAAGAGAUCUCUUCCUCGUGUCAGUUCAAUAAACAAAUGCAGGGAAGUAAGAAUAUGCUAUCAGAAAACCAUGCAAGAAAAUCUAGUGUACCUGUGGAUCAAGAUCGGUACAAAAAGGCUGACAACCUGGCCAAGAUGAUGCAAAAAGACCGUGAUAUAAGCAGUUCAACAUCUCUAGCCUUCAGUGGGCAACCAGAGACACUCCAUCCUGGGCAUGGAAGACUUCCAGCGUCUAAAAAGCCAGCAGGUGUUGGAAGUGGCUGUCAUGUUGAAAAAGCUUGUACUCAGUCUGCUUGGAAAACUUCUAAAAAGAGUGUGUGUUGGAACAGAUGUUCUUCUAGUGAAGACAGUGAUGACAUGAACAAAAAUCUAAUCUGUGAGCAGCAGAAAAGGCAACCAAACCCUGGUCAGUUUAAAAAAUGUUACAAGAAGAGGAGUAAUGCUGUUACUAGCCAAAGAACAAACAGUGACUCAGCCCUUGUAAUUAAAGGGAAACAGAAAAAGACCGACUUAAAAAAAUCUGGUACUAGCUUCUCAUUGCAAGUAUCUCCAAAACCAUCCUCUGUAGGGGAAGUUAAUUGUUCCCAAAGUCCAGAGCAACCAUUUGAAAGGUUGGGUUCUGGUCCUACGCAACAAGCCAAAAGUGCUCUUCUGACCUGUGCAUGGGCAGACAGUCCCCUUCCCCUGUCUGAAAGGCUAAAAGGAAGAGUAAAAAUCAAUUAGGUUCUCUAUAAAAUAGAUUAUGAUACCAAUUAACUCUGAACAUUCAGAUUUUCCCACAAUUAUUUUCUCAAAGUUUCUGCAUUAUAUUCUUAGCAGUUUUAGUGGACAUGGUCUUGAAUGAGUAAGAAGUGCUGUGGACUGCUGCAUAGUGAUGCUAAAAUUUGAAACUAAAAUGUCAGCAAAAAUACCUAAUAGGUGUUUAUAGGUAAGUGCCAGGUAUUCUGAAGUGGUACAUAAGCAUCAAGAUACAUUGUACAAGGCAGCAGGAGGGUUUAUUCAUGAAAUAAGAAGGUGGGGGGGCGGGUUUCCCAGACAAUUGUAAGGGUUUUGUGCACUGCUGUUGGGCCUUCAGCUUGUAAAAACAGACUUACUAAAAUGGUGCCUGCACAGCUGUUGGAGAUUCUUAAUAAGGCAAGGUGAUAAAGCUCUCUUCAACUGACAUUUUCCAUUUUGCUGCACCAACUUAAUUUUGCUAGUUUUAAAAUGACCUUUCAAAUCCUGGUGUGCCGGUUGUGUUGAUUAUAUCUCUACCAGGUAGAGAUGAACAGCAGAUGUCCCUUGCAGGGCAGCUAAACUUUGCUUUGCGUGUGUGCAUCUUCCAAAGAAUGGAAUAACCCAGGUAAGGAUAUUCUGGUUUUGUAGCUGUCAUACCUAAUAUUUAAAGAAAAUUGAUGGCUGUUUUUAAUCAAACAUUUAUGGUAUGGGAUUUCUUUUUUUCUUAAAAAUUAUAUGAAAUUCCAUCUAACACUCACUUCUACUUAUGACAGAAUGAAGGUUAAGUUACAGAGAAUCAAAAUCUAGUGAGUAUAUUGGAGAUUCUUUGAAUGAUAGAAUGUGUGGUUUUAGAGCAGGAGCAAUUCCACCCUUCGAAGGUGUUCUUCCUCUUUACUGUAGAAGCAAUGUUUGUUCACACACACAGAAAAAGAAUUGUUUUCAACAGCUUAUGAAAGUGCCUCAUUGCUUGCAUUUAAUUGCUCAUAACUUCUAUGGACCAAACAGAAGGAAGGCCACUCUUACCAAGAUACAAAGUUAACAAGAGAAAUUUAGAAUCCCAGCUCCUUAAUGAA